AUGGCUGAUCAUAAUGAUCAAAACCUUACUCCUAGUGAGCUUCUUUUAGCUGAAACACAAUCAUGGAACCAGCUCUAUUUCUUCAUAGAACAUGUAACAUUGAAAUGUGCACUUCAAUUAGGCAUACCUAAUGCCAUAUUAAAACAUGGCAAACCAAUGACACUAUCAAAACUUAUGUCUUCCCUCUCUAUUAGCCCUUCAAAAUAUCCCUAUUUCCACCGCGUUACACGAAUAAUAGUUCGUUAUGGCUUGUUGAUUCUACAAAAACAUGAAGACAAUAACGUUGACGAUGGUGAUGAUGGUAAAGGGUAUUAUUCGCUUGCACCAGCUGACCGAUAUAUAAUGAAGGACGGGCCUUGGAACUCGAUGGAAGAUCAAGAUUCAUUUUUCUUUAAAGCAUGGAACUGUUUAGGUGAUUGGUUCAGGAAUGAGGAUCCAAGUGCAUUUUACACAGCAUAUGGAGAUUUAUUCUGGAGUAAACUUUCGAGAGAUACGAGUAGUGGUAACUGGUUUCACGCGAACAUGGCUAGAGAUUCGCAAUCAUUCAUGAACGUAUUGAUUGGUAACGAGUUAAAGGAUGUUUUCAAAGGAUUGACAACUUUGGUGGAUGUUGUAGGAGGGACUGGUACUGUUGCAAUGGCCCUAACCAAAAAAUUCCCCGACAUGAAAUGUAUUGUUCUUGAUCUUCCUCCUGUUGAGGCUAAUAUGCUAGGAAGUGAAAAUUUGGAGUUUGUAGCUGGGGAUAUGUUUCAGAAAAUUCCCGCUGCUAAUGCAGUCUUACUCAAGUGGAUUUUGCAUGAUUGGAAUGAUGAAGAAUGUGUGAAAAUUUUGAAGAAUUGCAAGGAUGCAAUAACAGGAAGUGGAAAAGUUAUAAUUAUAGAUCUGGUGAUGGAAAAUCCAGAGUUGGAUGAUGAAUCUUUUCAAGCACAACUCUUCAUAGACAUGUUGAUGUUGGUUUUCUUGGGUAGAAAAGAGAGGAACAAAAAAGAAUGGGAAAACUUUUCUUUGAUGCUGAUUUUACUAUUACAAACUUAUUUUGACUCUUGGUUUAAGGUCUGUCAUUGA
Messenger RNA from Capsicum annuum, 1065 nucleotides. Its product is annotated as tabersonine 16-O-methyltransferase-like. Gene Ontology annotation, biological process: methylation. Bases 1 to 1065 code for a protein of 354 amino acids. The record is from RefSeq and is a predicted model, not a curated record. Gene Ontology annotation, molecular function: protein dimerization activity; S-adenosylmethionine-dependent methyltransferase activity; O-methyltransferase activity. The transcript has 2 exons. NCBI's taxonomy places the organism in Eukaryota, Viridiplantae, Streptophyta, Magnoliopsida, Solanales, Solanaceae.